Cuscuta campestris is the source of this 1035-nucleotide messenger RNA. NCBI's taxonomy places the organism in Eukaryota, Viridiplantae, Streptophyta, Magnoliopsida, Solanales, Convolvulaceae. The record is from the annotation of a GenBank genome assembly.
AACCUGUCAUUCAGAUAACUAAAUUAAUAAAUAUGCUUAUUUGUUAUUUACUUGACACACCAGUUGGGGGCAAGGUUUUACUCGUUUUAUAUUUCUAUUCCACAAAUGGAUGUUGCUUAGAUGAUUCCGCAUGGAAACCGCUGCACAUUACAAAACAUGGAAGAGCUCCCUUUGCAUUAAGAGGAAGCGAAAAAGAAGUUUCUCACUUGGGGAAACACUAAGAUAAUCCAGCCCCUCAUGGUGUUGGACCCUACUUAUCUGGAUGAGCUAGGGCAAUGGCAGGACAUUGAUGACUUACUGUAUGACCCAAAAUGGAGAAUCCUGCUAUUCUUGCAUGCACCAGCCAGCCUGGAAGCCACCACUGAGUUUCUAUGUUCUCUUCGCUUCCUCAAUGACGGAGAAGAGGCAAAAUCAGGUUCAGAAGUCACCUCCACUUCAAGGGUCACAUUCACUCUGAUGGGUCGACUGCUGAACCUAACUUUGGCGGACUUAGGGUGGUUGAUCGGUCUAUACACGCUCGAUGAAACGCGGAGCCUAGCCUUUGCCGAUUUGCCCAACCAGUUAGAUCCAGAAUUCAAUGUUAAGAAGUUCUGGCAAGCUCACGGGCAUGGACGAUUUCACAGUGGAGCAAGCCUAGCUAGGAAUUCGGCACGUCCGUCUUGGAGAAUUUUGCACCAUGCAUUGGCUCACAGCUAUUUCAGUCGUUCUCACGGCCCUGACGUGGUGUUUGAGUCUGAUAUGCUGUUUUUCUGGAGUUUGGAGGCACGCGUACCAGUCAAUUUAGCAACCUUUGUGGCUCAAUUCUUGUUUGCUCAGUCUACUUGCGACCGCCAGUUUGUCUUGUGUGGGCCAAUGGUUACACUCCUGGCUUGAGGAUUACGUAUGGCAGUUCACGAUGUUCUUCUAGAAUCUGCAAGCAUGUUCCGACCACCGACAGGGUAUUUGGCCCAGAUUGCCUACAAUAAGGAAGACAAGGAGGCACGUCCAAGACCGCAGCAUACCAUUCCUAUGUCUCUCCGCGAGCUUUCUUAGGCU